Anastrepha obliqua is the source of this 2122-nucleotide messenger RNA. It is a transcript of the gene Stip1, whose product is annotated as stress-induced-phosphoprotein 1. NCBI's taxonomy places the organism in Eukaryota, Metazoa, Arthropoda, Insecta, Diptera, Tephritidae. Bases 190 to 1665 code for a protein of 491 amino acids. The record is from RefSeq and is a predicted model, not a curated record. Gene Ontology annotation, molecular function: Hsp90 protein binding. The transcript is spliced from 5 exons.
UGUGUUUCUUUCAGUUUCUAGAAGGCUCCCAAGUUUAUACUCACAGAACACAAAAAACUUUGGAAUUGAAAGUAGCACGUUUUUGAAGUACAUUUUGGAAUACGCAUUGCAUAAAAAGAAAGUGUUUCAAUAACACAUUAGUGUAAUUACAGAAUAUAAAAAGCUUUCAAAAACUUAGUAAGAUUAGUGAUGGAUAAGGCGAAAAUAUUACUUGACUUGCAGGUGAAUGAACUCAAGGAAAAAGGAAAUCGAGCACUUAACGCUAAUAACUUUGAUGAAGCUAUCGCAGCUUACACUGAAGCUAUAUCUUUAGAUAAUAAGAAUCAUGUGUUAUACAGCAAUAGAUCAGCCGCAUACGCGAAGGCUAAUCAAUUUGAAAAAGCUCUAGAGGAUGCGGAACAAACAAUAGCCUUGAACCCAACAUGGUGGAAAGGUUAUUCGCGUAAAGGAGCUGCGGAAGCGGGUUUGCUAAGAUUCCGUGCCGCUAUGCAAUCAUACCAAGAUGGCUUAAAAUACGACCCGUCAAAUGCUGCAUUGAUUCAAGGAGCUGAAGAAAUUACCAGCUUAUUGAUACAAAAUGUAACAUCAAAUUUUAACACACCAAUGGACGUGGAUCCUCAACCCCAUACAGCAGAACCCAAAAAGUCUGAACCCCCGAAGCCAGCGGAGCCCAAUGUAGAUGAGAUGAACGAGGAAGAACGUAAAAAGUACUUGGCUAAGAAGGAGAAGGAGGCCGGCAACGCCGCCUACAAGAAGAAAGAUUUCGAUACGGCACUAAAGCAUUAUCAUGCGGCAUUGGAAGAGGAUCCAACUGAUAUAACGUUUCACAACAAUAUCGCUGCCGUUUAUUUCGAGCGUAAGCAAUACGACGAAUGUAUAAAAGAAUGUGAGAAGGGCAUUGAAGUCGGUCGGGCAAAUCGUGCGGAUUUCAAAUUAAUUGCAAAAGCAUUUGCCCGUAUAGGUAAUUCGUAUCGUAAACUGGAAAACUAUAAGCAGGCGAAAGUGUACUUUGAGAAAGCAAUGUCUGAACACCGUACGCCUGAGAUUAAAACUUCCCUCAGCGAGGUUGAAGCUAAGAUAAAAGAAGAAGAAAGACGCGCUUAUAUAAAUCCCGAAUUGGCCGAGGAUGAAAAGGAAAAAGGCAAUGAACUCUUCAAGAAGGGAGAUUAUAGUGGUGCCGUAAAACAUUACUCUGAGGCAAUCAAACGCAAUCCUGACGAUCCCAAGUUGUACAGCAAUCGUGCCGCAUGUUACACCAAGUUGGCCGCUUUCGAUCUGGGCCUGAAAGAUUGUGAAACUUGCAUUAAGUUGGAUGAUAAGUUCAUUAAGGGUUAUAUUCGAAAGGGAAAAAUUUUGCAGGGUAUGCAAAAAUCGUCAAAAGCUUCGGCUGCAUACCUUAAAGCGUUGGAAAUCGAUCCGCAAAAUGCCGAAGCGAUUGAAGGAUACCGUCAAUGCUCGAUAUCUUAUCAGCGCAGUCCAGAAGACGUGAUGAAGAAUGCAUUGGGUGAUCCAGAAGUGCAACAGAUUCUUAAGGAUCCAGCUAUGCGUGUCAUACUGGAUCAAAUGCAGACGGAUCCUAAAGCAGCUAAAGAGCAUCUGCAAAACCCAGCUAUAGCUGAUAAAAUAAUGAAGCUUAUCGAGGCGGGUAUCGUUCAAAUUCACUGAACAACCGCUUCACGUAUACAAAUAUAAAAUAAAAUAAAAAACAAAAAUUAAAAAGCCAGAAGUUAACGAGUGUUGAAUUCCAAGCGUUCAAAAUAUUGCACCAAUUAAGAAACUACGCAUUUCCACGUCCUCCUCACACUAAAAUAUAAAAGGCAUAUUGUAUACAUAAUUAUAUAAAAAUAGAAGCAGCAAUUGGCUGGAUCGCUUAUGCUUUCAUUUACAAAUUCUUUUACAUAAUUCAAAAGUCGUAGAUUUACUUUUUACAUGGCGUGUAUGGCUUGCCAUGAGUUUUCCUACUUUACGAAAUAGAUGUCUAGUUUACAUUAAGUACUUGAGAGAAAAAAUUGAAUUUCUCUAAUUCAAAUAAAAACAAAACAAUUUGCGCUUUUAUGGGGGCAAACAUUUGAAACUAAAAAUAAAGAAAUCUGUGAAUUAACGAUAUUUUCAAUAACUUUAA